Messenger RNA from Sorghum bicolor (sorghum), 1549 nucleotides. Its product is annotated as protein ATAF2. The transcript is spliced from 3 exons. Gene Ontology annotation, molecular function: DNA binding. Bases 1 to 1500 code for a protein of 499 amino acids. The record is from RefSeq and is a predicted model, not a curated record. Lineage: Eukaryota; Viridiplantae; Streptophyta; Magnoliopsida; Poales; Poaceae. Gene Ontology annotation, biological process: regulation of DNA-templated transcription.
AUGGCGGGAGACGCCGACGAGGACGAGUACCCGAUCGGGUUCCGGUUCAAGCCCAAGGACGAGGAGCUCGUGGAGUACUAUCUCGUCAACAGGCUGACGCGGCAGCCGACGGUGCCCAACGACUACAUCACCGAGUACGACGUCUACUUGUGCCACCCGGACACGCUCACCAAAGCAGAGCACAAGGGCGUGGACCAGGAGGAGUGGUACUUCCUGUCGCCGAGGUCUCGCAUGUACGGCAACGGCGUGAGGCCGGCGCGCAAGACGCGGGACGGGCGCGGGCGGUGGAAGGCGUCCACGGCGUCCAAGGAGGUGGACCAGAAGGUGGUCUGCAACGGCAUCACCUUCUGCCGGAGCGUGCUCAACUACUUCGAGGGCGUCCCCAAGAAGGAGGUGCGGACCAAGUGGAUCAUGCUCGAGCUCAAGGUCCCCUGCUUCGAGAUCAAGCUCGACAAGCCCGGCCCAAAGAACAUGUUGGACGAGUACGUCGUGUGCAAGAUCUACGUGUCCCCACAGCACAAAAAGAAGGCUGACGCCUACGAGGAAGGCACCAGCUCCGCGUGCGACGGCGACGAACAAGCGUUCUCCCCCACGCAGCACGGCCAAGGCACGGCGGGCUCCAUGUUCUCAGAGAAACAAGCCGGCAAGCGGCCCAUGCUCGAGAAGGUCCGACCAGGGAGCCUAGGCAUUGCAUCAUCCACACAAGCGAGCAGCACACAGUACUUCAGUGCACCAGGCGGUCAGGGUCAGCCAACGGGUGCAGCACACAGUAGCCAGGCACCACAGAUGCCACCACCGCAGCGACAGGCGGGCGCGUUCCAGAGCCAGAGCCUACUUGUGCAGCAGCAGCCAACGCAACAAACACCGGUGCAGUACCAGUCCUUCCCGGAUGCGAGAGUAGAUCACCACCCCUUUGGUCAGACGACGGCAACGAUGACGACGCGGCGGCCUCCAGCGCUGGAGAACCUAGGCGUCCCGGGGAACCCACCGCGGCGAGACCCAGGGACGGCGUUCAGGCCGCUGGUGUCCCUGCAGUGCCACUACGACCAGAACUACCGAGGCGUGAAACCGCCGGCCAACGCGUCCUCGUCGCAGCCGCAGAUGCUGGCGGCGACGUCGUUCCUGCCGCCGCCGCAACUGCCGUUCUUCAACGGCGACGCCAACCGUCGCGGGGCAGCCACCGCCGCCGCUGGGGUCGCGCCUUACGGCAGUUACCCUUACCAGAGCAGGUCGUUGACCUUGGAGGGGGCUGGUCAAGAUGGAGCAUCAAACGGGACGAAUGGCGCGCCGCGCUUCAACGUAAAUAUAAAUGACGAGCAAUUUUUUGUGGAUUUGGCCAUGACCACGAGUAACACGUCCCUGAUGACCGGAGCGCGUACGCAGACGGCACCGGCGCCGGCCCGCCUGGUGCAAUCACAACCGCCGCCGCCGGCCGGUGCUGCUCAACUUGAAACCGAGACGGGAGAAGCGUCUGGUUUGAACAAGAAAGAUGCUGUGUAGUUCUGUAUUAUUUCUGUCAUUUUUCCGAAUCUGUACUACUAGUACUGCA